Messenger RNA from Onychostoma macrolepis, 1293 nucleotides. It is a transcript of the gene pgam1a, whose product is annotated as phosphoglycerate mutase 1a. Gene Ontology annotation, biological process: glycolytic process. The record is from RefSeq and is a predicted model, not a curated record. Gene Ontology annotation, molecular function: intramolecular phosphotransferase activity. The transcript has 4 exons. NCBI's taxonomy places the organism in Eukaryota, Metazoa, Chordata, Actinopteri, Cypriniformes, Cyprinidae. The coding region runs from base 177 to 941 and encodes 254 amino acids.
CAUCGUUCCGAGGCUUUGAUUGGUUGAGCGUUGAGAUGGGGAGGUCGGAACGUCAUUCAUUACGGACUGAGAUGAGAGGAGGGUCUUUUUGACUGUACUCUUCACAGAGCUUAACAACCUGUUCGAUCAGAGCUCACUGUGCUGUCUUUAGCUGCUACCUUUAUUAUCUGUCUCAAAUGGCUGCUUACAAGCUGGUUCUCAUUCGCCAUGGCGAGAGCUGCUGGAACCAGGAGAAUCGCUUCUGUGGCUGGUUCGACGCGGACCUGAGCGAGACAGGGGCUCAGGAGGCAAAGAAAGGCGGUCAAGCUUUAAAAGAUGCAGGGUUUGAGUUUGACAUUUGUUAUACCUCGGUACUGAAGAGGGCCAUCCGGACGUUAUGGAUUGUUUUGGACAGUAUUGAUCAGAUGUGGCUGCCUGUGCACAGGACCUGGCGCCUGAAUGAACGGCAUUAUGGUGGUCUCACUGGGUUAAACAAGGCUGAGACUGCAGCCAAGCACGGUGAAGCCCAGGUUAAGAUUUGGAGGCGCUCCUAUGACAUCCCUCCACCAACCAUGGAUGCAGAUCAUGACUUUUACACCAUCAUCAGCAAGGACAGACGUUAUGCUGAUUUGACUGAGGACCAGCUGCCUUCUUGUGAGAGUCUGAAGGACACUAUUGCACGGGCGCUACCCUUCUGGAAUGAGGAGAUUGUGCCUCAAAUCAAGGAGGGAAAGAGAGUGUUGAUUGCUGCUCAUGGGAACAGUUUGAGAGGCAUUGUGAAGCACUUAGAAGGUAUGUCCGAGGAGGCCAUCAUGGAGCUGAAUCUGCCCACAGGCAUCCCUAUUCUUUACGAGCUGGACAAGAACCUGAAACCCAUCAAGCCUAUGCAGUUCCUUGGAGACGAGGAAACUGUUCGCAAAGCCAUGGAGGCUGUGGCAGCACAGGGCAAAGCCAAGAAAUAGAGUAUAAACUUUUUAAUUAAACAUCAGCACUGACUUACUUUAAACAAGACUCCCAUAUUUAACAUCAAUGAGACCGAGCACUAUAGAAAAAGUAUAUACAAGUUAAAAAAAUAUAUAUAUAGGACCUAUACGUAACACGUUUGAAAUGUUAGAAUUUUGGAAUGGUUGUGAAUAUUUAUUAGUUAAACAGUUUACAAGGACCACACAUUUUUGUUUGGAUUUGUCUUUAUGUAAUUCAUUCCAUAAUUUACUUUACCACCACUUUAUUUUGAAGAAUAUGUUUGAUCAAGUGUUGUCAAUGUGACAUCUCCAAGUACAUUUCUUUUCACAUUAAACCAGUGUUGAGACUGUC